CCAGUCUUCUGCAAUUUGGGAAUGCGCUCUGAGUAGGUAUAAAAGCGCGAGCACUUCUCCGUGAACAGUCAGUCAGUUCUGAUCCCAGGAACAACACUCCUACUUCUACAACCAUGUUUGCCAAGGUCGCCCUCUUCUGCCUCGUUGCCGUCGCCACUGCGGCUCCCCUUGAGGACUACCCACCUCAGCCAUACAGCUUCAGCUAUGACACCACCGACGAGUACGGCACCCGGCUGACCCGCGAGGAGUCUGGUGACGCCAACAACAACAAGGUCGGCUCUUACAGCUACACCGACGCCCAGGGCAUUGCCCGUACUGUCAGGUACACCGCUGAUGCCGAGGGUUUCCAUGCCACCGUCGAGACCAACGAGCCAGGAACCAAGAGCUCCAACCCAGCCGAUGCCCUGUACACCUCUAGCGCCGUCGAGGUUGCCCCAGCCCCAGCUGCCGCCGUCGUUGCCAAGCCCGUGGUCGUGCAGUCCGCCCCAGCCACCGUUGCUGUGCACUCCGCCCCAGCCACCGUUGCUGUACACGCCACUCCUGUUGCCGUGCACGCCGUGCACCCAGCUCAGUACGCCCUGCACCCAGCUCAGUACGCCCUGCACCCAGCCCAGUACGCCCUGGCCGGCUCCCCAGUCGCUGUCGUCCACCCAGCUCCUUUCACCGUCGCCAAGAGCGCUCACCGUGCACUUCGUGGCAGCCGUCGGUCUGUGUCACGGACAUUCACCCCAGAGGAGCUCCAGGGCCACGUCAGGGCGCAUUUACCCCCGAUCAACGACAUGAAGAACGCCCUCGCCAUAGCAGGACUGGAGGGCACAAUGUUACCCUUGUCCAUCAAAUCGGAGCCAGCACCCGCCGACACAAUGUUCUCCAAGGUUCUCCUGUGCUGCGUCGUCGCCUUCGCUGCCGCCCAGCAGCAGCCAAACGUGGAUGGGCCACCACAGCCAUACAGCUUCAGCUACGACAACACCGACGAGUUCGGCACCCGCAUCAGCCAGAGUGAGACCGGUGACGAGAACAACAACAAGGUCGGCUCCUACAGCUACACCGACGCCAACGGCAUCUCCCGUACCGUCAAGUACACCGCCGACGCCGACGGCUUCCACGCCACCGUUGAGACCAACGAGCCAGGAACCAAGAGCUCGAACCCAGCCGAUGCCCAGUACAUUUCCAACGCCGCUGAGGUUGCCCCAGCUCCAGUUGUGGCAAAGCCAGCUCAGGUCGUCGUCAAGGCCACCCCAGUCGUGCACACCGUCCACGCUGCCCCAGUCGCUGUGCAUGCCGUGCACGCCGCCCCAACCUUCGCCCUCCACGCCGCUCCAGUCGCCUUGCACCACGUGACUCCAGUCACCCUGGGUGCCCACCCAGUCGCCUUCCACGCUCCCCUCACCUACACCCUCGGCCGUGCUAAGAGCCGUUAAGCAAUACCUGUAGUC
Dermacentor silvarum is the source of this 1436-nucleotide messenger RNA. RefSeq lists its product as uncharacterized. Bases 114 to 1421 code for a protein of 435 amino acids. Lineage: Eukaryota; Metazoa; Arthropoda; Arachnida; Ixodida; Ixodidae. Gene Ontology annotation, cellular component: chitin-based extracellular matrix. The record is from RefSeq and is a predicted model, not a curated record. Gene Ontology annotation, molecular function: structural constituent of chitin-based larval cuticle. The transcript is spliced from 7 exons.